AGUAGUGCUUUGUCAGGCUACCCAGGCUUUAAAGGGUGGUUCAGAAUUGCCAGGCUAUACACAUACUUAUCCUUACUUCUUCUCCAGGAUUUAUGAAAGAAAAAACUUUGUUCCCAAAGAGAUAGGGUGAACAACAUGGGAGAAAAGCCAUCAACAAGCAUUUAUGAAAUGUCUGCUAUGUUUCAGGCACUGGACAUGCAGUAUAAGAAAUGAAACAAAGGAGUUUAUGUUCCAUCAGGAAAACUACUUCUAUAUGAGCAGGUAGCUAGGGAGGGCAGUCUCAGUUGAGAGGAUCAGGAAAGGCUUUGUGUAGAAGGUGGUGUGGGCUUGAAGCAAGGGCUUCUAGAAGGCAGAGGUGCAGGGGGGGCACAUUCUGGGCACAGAGAGGCAAUUACAAAGGCAUAGAGAGGGGGGAUGGUGCCAAGUGUGAGAAAUUUUAAAAGGGCAAUUUGACCAGGUUAGCAUGCAGGAAGGGGAGUAAUGUGUAAUGGAGCUGGAAAGAUAGAUUGGGUCUAGGUUGUGAUGGUCUUGAAAAGCUACCCAGUCUUAUCCUAGAGACAAUGGGGAGCCACUGAAGUUGUUUCGUGAGGGAAUAACAUUGUUAGACAUGAGCGUAAGGAAAAUCAUUUUGGCAUCUUUGUGGAAGUUGGAUUGAGGUAGGGAGAGACGAGUCAGGAAGAUCAAUAAAGAGGCUAAUGAAAUAGUUCAGGGAGGAAGUGAUGAAGACCUGAAUUAAGAUGAUGCCUCUGUGAAGAGAGAGGAGGAGUCACAUGCAAGAGAUGUUAGGAAGGUACACUAUAACAAGAUUUGUCAACCGACUGGAUAUAUGGGGGAGGGGUGAGAUAUUGGAGUCAAGUAUAGCUCUGAGGUUAUGAACCUGGGAGAAUGGAAAAAAUAUAGUGCCUUUGACAGAAGUGUAGAAGGUUUUGGGGGAGGAUGAUGAAUUUCAUUUUGGACGUAUUGAGUAGAAAUGCCUGUGAAACAUCCCGUUUGAAAUGUCCACUAGGCAGUUGAUGUAUGAAUGAAGCUCAGGGGAGAGACCAGGCCUGGAUGUAUGGAUUUAUGAGCUGUCUACAUGGAGGUAAUCAUUAAACCCAGGAGAGCUGAUGAGGUCAUCAAAAAGAGGAGAGGAGGAACAUGCAGAGUUAGGGUGGUGAGCCAGCAAAGGAAACUGAGGAGCAGUCAGAGAGGUACUGUCUGAUGAGAACCAGGAGAGAGAAAUAUCUUGAAAUCCUAGAGAGGUCAGAGCAUCUCUGUGUGGUGAACAGUGCCCAAUGCAGCAGAGAGGUCAAGAAGGAAGAACACUGACAUGAUACCAUCAGAUCUGGUCACCUCCACAUAGGCAUUCUAGAACAGAAAGAAAGAACUGGUUCUAGAAUGAUUUUUUCAUGAGGUAGGAUCAGGUCUAGAAACAUUCUAAUUUUCAGUAGGUAUGAAAAAGGCAAACAUUUCUAGUUGGGAUCUGCUUUCUCUACAGAAAAGUACUUCCUUAAGAACUGAGCUGGAAGAGUGAUUCCCUGUUAACCCUCCCCUCUAUACACAAUGUUGGGAGGUCUCUAAGCCCAAAGUUCUUUAGCCCCUUGGUUUUACUCUUUACUUCUCCUUCCCAUCUAGCUCUUUGGCUUUACCAAUAUGGGCCUGGUCCAUACCCCUCUGCUACUGCUGUGGAGCUGGGGAAGUCUCCAGGCUUUUGAAUUGGUAGAAAAGGAGAAUGUUUUUCAGAAGGUCCCUUGUCCUGCCUUCUUGAUGUUUGAUAAUGCAGCUUACCUGACCGACAUGAGCUUUGAGCUCCCCUGUCACUGCAAGCCUGAAGGGGUGGCCGCUGUGGUCUGGUACUACCAGGAGCAACUAGGGAGCCACCACACCAGAGUCCUGACAGAUUUUGAUGGGCGGGUGGUGGUUGAUUCGGGACAAGUGCGGGUAGGCAGCAGCAUGCUGGCCCGCUUCAGCAUCCGGAUGUUCAGCUUACUGGUGUUCCGGGCACAGCCUGAAGACUCAGGGCUCUACCUCUGUGGGACACGCUACGGUGACUAUUUCUAUGGCUACGAUGUGGACAUACAAAGCAGCAAAAAAAUGGUGGCAGCGUUCAUUGACCUUGGCCAGAAGCCUGCUGUGGAUGAGGAGCAUGGGAACCUCCAUAUCUUCACUACCUUCUGGGAGUGGACCCACUGUGAUCGCUGUGGUGUCCGGGGGGAACAAUGGCGGAUUGGUCUCUGCUACCUGAAUAAACCAGGCCUUCCUCCCCGGUUCCGAAACAGUGUGCCCGAUAUGAUAUCCUGUGGCUCCCAGGCAGUGCCCAGGAAACUGCGAAAUAUGGCAGGGAAGCACCGUCCACCUGAGCUGAUGAUCCGGAGCUGCAUGGUGCCCUGCAAGAAGAAGUCACAGGUGGGACUGAUGGCCAUCUAUACUUUCGUCUCCAAGCUGGGCAGCAAACCCUGGGUUCCCAAAGUACCCAUUCAGCUCCACCAACAGAAGCUUGGCCAUGGGCUUAUCAUCUCCUGCCCUGGGGCUCGUCCAGAACAUGCUGUAGCCUGGGACAAGGACCAGCUCCGUCUAUACCGCACCAGCUUCCUGAAGGGGGUCAACCGAUCCAUGAGGAUAUUCAUUGACCAUGGCAAUCAAUUCCAUAUCCGAUUCACCCAGUUGAAUGACAGAGGAAUCUAUUACUGUUGGCGAGAAGGGGAGAUGGUAGCUGGCUUCCGGGUAGCUGUGACGUCUCGGGGUCGCUACUAUGCUUCUCUCUCUGACCCUGAGACCCGAUAUGCCCUGCAGGCUGCCCUGGUGGGCUAUGUGUUCCUUACAGUUGUCUUCAUCCUUAUCCACUUGUGCCGCUGCUGCUGUUACUUCUUUACUUGCUGCCCUGAUAUAUAGGCUUUUCCCUUAGACCUUAGAGACCAAUUAUUUAUUAAAUAUAUUAGUUAAAUGGUUAAAGUUCUAAUGAUACUGCGCCAUGGGUGGGAAGUGGAGACUAGAGAAGCAGUUGGUUAUGACUCCCCAAUCUACUAUUUAAUGAACAGUAUCAUUAGCAUGGACUAGGCAAAUGGAUGGAGAAGAGAUAAGGGUCUGGGUUCAGGGACCAGUUUCCUCUCCCUUCCCCUAAAGUAGGUAUGUAUGGAAUCAGAGCCAAGAGAUGGGGUCUUAGAGCUUUCCUUAAAAGAUGGUCAAGUAGGCAUUGGUUUGGUGGGGAAAAUAGAGAUGGCCAUGUUAAUGGGGGAGAUUUGGGGAGCUGAUUGAUUCUUUUGGAGAAGACCUCAAUGGUUAUUGAUUUAAAAAAAAGUUUAAAAAUAUCUUUUGUUUGUAAACUACCUUCAUUAGUUAAAUGUAAGAAGUCCUAACGAUACUGCAUCAUGGUUGGGAAGUGGAGAGCAGGAAGCAGGAACACAUGCUGUUGUUAUAACUCCCCAACCUACUAUUGAAUGAACAGUAUCAUUAGCAUAGACUAGAGAAAUGGAGAGAUGAUAAAGGUCUGAGAUCAGGGGGACAGUGAUAAGGCUGGUACUGUCUUGCUCCAUAUUUAAACCUGCUCUCCCCUCCCCUACGGGAAAUGUGUAUGGUGUUAGAGCCAAGAGGUGGGCUCCCUUCAUUUUCUCCUAUCCAGUGACGUUUCCUUGUAACACAUCAUUAAAAAGGAGGGGAAAAAAGCAGCUCAUUAAACCCAACUAAACACAUCAAGUGUGUCUGACAGUAUAUGAGAUAGUGCACACACCCAUGGUCUCUCAUCUCUGCAAAAGAAGAGGCAGCUACACCCAGCCUCCAUCCUACCGCAGGUGGCCCCAGUUGGCUAGGUCGGCAGGGGGAAAUGGGGGACUUGGGACAAUGAGAAGAGAUUAAAAAACAAGGUAGGGGUCCUAAGUGAGUGAUAAUGAGACAAAGUUCAGGCCUUUUCUGGGUCAUGAACUAGGGAAAGUUGUGGUGGGAAUCAUGAUUCACAGGCUGACGUGGGAACAUAAAGUGAGAUUGGUUGAAAAGGAGGCUGGUUAUUGGGCCUAUGUGGGGCCCCAGAUCUGAGAACCAGCACAGAGAGUCCUAGUCAAACCCUCAUUGGGGGUGGAAUUGGGGAAAUUGGUGUGGGAUAAGAACUGGAGGAAAGGAGGAAAGAAUCACUGGUGGCUCCCAGCUAUGCUGGAAUCCAGGGCUAGGGGAGACAGCAGGGUUUGCUCCUGCCUCAGUUCAUGGUGCCUCCCUCUCAAAUACAAAUCAGGUGCUCACUCCAAGGAAUGCAGAUCACACUUUAUUAUUUAUCCUCUGCAACUGACUAGAUUAAAGUCAGCAAUGGCGAAGCAGUGAAGUGACAGAGCUAAGGAAAAGGCAUGGUCGAAGGAAGCUUGAGAGAGAGGAAAGGUUCUCCAUUAUCUUCCAAGGUCUGGCCUGUUGGUGUGAAGUGGGGGUCUUGAAACAAAUGCCCCCAGAUCACUUUUUAGGCUCCACAUAUUGCUGCACUACCAACCCUAUACCCAGCAAAGCCUUCUACAGAAUGCCAAGGACACACACCGGGCCAAGCGCUGCUUUUAAAUCUAAGCCUAUUCAGCCUAAUCUCUUCCCCUGAUUCUACUCCUUAGUUUUCCCAUUUUUAAAAAUGGAGCCUAGGCUGACGUGUGUGGUGGGAGCAAGAGAGGGAGGGAGUUGCUACAGAAGAUCAUCAACACGUUAGAAAUACAGCUAGUCAGCAAUGUGUGAGAGAGGGACAGAAGAUAGGUAUUGCUAUCAUCCAAGCAGCCUCUGCAGUGUGUAGGAAGCCCCCCACAGUACCAACCAUGGCUGUUUCUGGGCCAGGGGAAUUAUUGGGGAAAAGGAACACUCUACUAAGUUUGGUUUGAGAGCCUAAAGCUUAAACUUAUACCAGGAAAUUGGAAAUUAUAUACCCUCUUAGUUCAAUUUAUGAGAGGGAGAGAAGGGAGGGGAAGUCAAGAUCAGAAUCCAUUUUAUACAGAAAAAAAUGGAAAAAGAUGGGGGAAGGUGAAGGGCUGUGGAGGUGGGAUGGUAUAAAAAGGACUGUGAGGCCUUGACUGGUCAAGAAAGAGGCCUUGGAAAUAGACUACAUGAUCCCCUAAGCUUGGUGGUCUCUCUAGCUGUACUUUCCCCAACAGAAUCUGGCAUGGGGAAGAGGAUGUUAACUUCUUAAUUGCCGUGAUCCAGAGGCCAAA
Phascolarctos cinereus (koala) is the source of this 5144-nucleotide messenger RNA. It is a transcript of the gene FAM187A, whose product is annotated as family with sequence similarity 187 member A. The record is from RefSeq and is a predicted model, not a curated record. NCBI's taxonomy places the organism in Eukaryota, Metazoa, Chordata, Mammalia, Diprotodontia, Phascolarctidae.